Molecule: messenger RNA, 2811 nt
Organism: Durusdinium trenchii
Lineage: Eukaryota; Dinophyceae; Suessiales; Symbiodiniaceae
Source: the annotation of a GenBank genome assembly
AUGACGUGCGGACAUCAGCUCCGACUCAGCUCCCUCAGCUCCGACUCGAUGCGUCGAACGUGGGGAACUCCUUUCGCGUCGAACGUGUCGAAGAUGCGCCGAACGGCGCGAGGAUCCAUGAAACGGAUCGCAGAGAAUGGCUCAGAGGGCAGCGAUGGGACUGCUGGCCGUGGAAAUGAGCAGCUUGGCAUGCUGAAACAUGGAACUGAAGGGUCUGAGGAACCCAUGCAGAAGUCGGUUCUCAUCUUGAGGGGAUUGACUUCUCGGGUCUACGCUGGUUUGGAUAAGUGUAAAGGCCAGGAGUGCUUGGAAGUAAGACCUUUGUGGAACAUGACGAAAGGAUAUUUGAUCAAGUCUUUGGUCACAACGCUUCUGACCAUCUAUGCCCUCAUUGGAGAUGACAUGCGGCUGAUCUUCUCUGAGAAAGCAGCUGAUGAUACUUUCAACAUCAUCACAACUGUGACGAUGGUGGUCUUCGGGCUAGAAGUGAUCAUCAAUACAUUCGGAAAGCAAGGAUACCUUUGCGGCUUCUUCUUUCUACUGGAUUUUGGUUCCACUAUAACCUUGAUUUUGGACCUCACCUAUGUCUCAGAGGCUCUUUUUGGAGAUUCCAUCUCUUCAGCACAGGCGCUGGCAGGCGCGAGCGCUGGGCCAGUGGUGCAGGGUCCAGUCGAUCAAAGUAGCAGCCAAUCCGCUGAUGCGGCUCGAGCUGGUCGAGUAGUUCGACUUCUGCGGUUGGUAAGGCUAAUUCGACUGGUGAAGUUCUACCAGAAGAACACCUCGUCUCCCAAGUACCAAGCUGGGGAGUCUGUCGAGGCCGCCACCCCUGGAAUGGAUUGGGAGGAGGAUGAUGACGAUAUGCAAAAGGAAUCGGCCGUCUCCAAAAAGCUUUCCGAGAUGACCACUCGUAGAGUCGUCAUGCUGGUCUUAGUCAUCAUGCUGUCCCUGCCAUUCUUCCAGCCUGGAAUGUACAACGAUGAUUUGUCUACCUCAGCUCAGUAUGGCGUGAACGUCCUCUACCGAAGAUGGCGGGAUGACAUGAGUCUUUACGAGCCCUACGCGAAUGACACAGCACAAGCCGCUUAUAUGAGCUCCAAAGGCAGAGAGGUCUACGUGGAUGACUUUUUCCUGUAUUCUUACUACCACAGUCCAUUCACACAAGAGGACCUAAAGCCUUCAACGGCAGUUAGUUCUCCUUUGAGCAGCUUCAACAGCUUGUUCUUCGCCGGCGUCCAUCCGGACAACGAGACCUUGGGACAGUUCUUCUUACCUUCCUUCGAGGGAAGAGGCACGACGAUGUUGGGCGAGAACGCUCGCUUUGCGGGCACAGAUUGGUUGUACUAUCAAGGCAACCUGACCUCGGACCCAGAGGCUCUUUUGUUCGUUCCAUAUCCGAACACCACGAGCUGCGUUGGCGGAGCCGCGCGGGGUGUUUCCCUCCUGGCAGCGAUUGAUGCCAACUUGGAUUGUCCUGAAAAGCUUCGCUACAAUGAACGCACCGUGAUCGUUCCGACUGCCGCCACCUCGGCAGAGUACGAAGAGAUCCACUUCAUUUUCGUCUUUGACCGCAGGUCUGGAGCCCGACUAGAAGCGAUCUUGAACACGGCGCAGACCAUUUUCAUUUGUUUCCUGCUGGGCUUCGGGGCGAUGACCUUCUCACAAGAUGCCAAUAGGUUAGUUCUCACACCGAUUGAGCGAAUGAUCUCCAAGCUGGAUAAGAUCCGGAACAACCCGCUCGAAGCAAUGACCAUAGGAGAGCGCCGCCAAGCGGGGUUGCUGCAGUCGGUCGGGGGGUGUUGCUCUGCCACUCUGAAAUGCAUUAGGAGAAGAAGCUCUGCGCCAAAGCAGAUUCCUGAGCCUAUGGAGACGGUUGUGCUGGAAAAGACCAUCAUCAAGAUCGGAUCCCUCUUGGCUUUGGGAUUUGGAGAGGCUGGUGCUGAGAUCAUUGGCCAGAACAUGCGUGGAGGUGAUAGCGCUGCGCUCAAUGUGGCAGACAAAUACACGGUGAUCCGGGGUUUGGGACGUGGGAAGUUUGGGCAAGUGAGCGAAGUGCAGCACAAGGUCACGAAAGAACGCUUUGCAUGGAAGCAAGUCCUUCUUGACCAGAGCGCUUGGCAGGACAUUGAGGUGCGAUUGCUGAGCCGCAUGAAGCACAAGAACAUCGUCCGCCUUUACGAUGUGUUUCAGGAGCAGGGCAUCAUGGACAUGAUGCUGGAGCUUUGUACGAAGGGUAGCAUGACAGAGUACAUGGCUGACAAAGUUGAGAAACUUGGAGGGAUGAAAUGCUAUCUCAAACCCAGCACCUGGGAGAUUUGGAAUGCUCUGCAGCAGCUUCUGUCCGCUGUAAGCUUCCUCCAUGAGAACCAGGUGGCACACCGAGACAUCAAGCCCGACAAUGUGCUUCAGUCCAGAGGACACCAAUGGAAGUUGGCCGACUUCAACCUGGCGUGCGAGAUUCCACAAGGCUUUGCGAUGUCGGGUCGGGCUGGCACACGCCCAUUCAUGGCGCCAGAGGUGGACCAGGGCAAUCUUUAUACAGAGAAAUGUGAUCUGUACAGCACCGGAGUGCUUUUUGUCGGUCUGGUUUGUGGGGCUUACUACGUCCAACCUGGAGAAAAUCCAACUCCCAAGAUGCUGCAGGAUGCAGAGAAGCUUCUGGACAAGAAGACGUGGAAGCAGGAGGAGUCAAUCCCGGCCUUAGAGCUCGCCAAACACAUGCUCGCUCCUGAGUGCGAUCGCUGUGAUGCCGAAGAAGCUCUCAAUAGUCCUUGGAUGCUUCAGCCCAUGGCUCCUUGCUGCGUCAUCAGCUGA